Messenger RNA from Penicillium taxi, 414 nucleotides. RefSeq lists its product as uncharacterized. The record is from RefSeq and is a predicted model, not a curated record. Bases 1 to 414 code for a protein of 137 amino acids. The transcript is spliced from 2 exons. Lineage: Eukaryota; Fungi; Ascomycota; Eurotiomycetes; Eurotiales; Aspergillaceae.
AUGCAUUUCAUUAAUUCUGCUCUUGCUCUUGGCCUUGGCCUCUGCUCUCAUCUGGUUGCUGCUACCGGGUCAUUCGGAAUUCAAACGGAUGACAACAACGGCUGUGUUGUCCGAGGUGACAACCUUAACAGUGGUUGCUCGGGCACUUCUACAGCUUUCGCCACUCUAGAUAGCUACAGUAUUGACUGCUCAACCAACUUCCAACCCACCAUACUGCAACUAUGCGAUGGUACUAAUGUUGAUCUUACCGAUGCCGUGGACCAGGGCUCUGGCUAUUAUCUGACCCUGUGGGAUGACGAUUGGAAGGCUGACGGCUACUGUUAUUUGUCAAGCCUCAAUGUUGGUAGUGGCUGUGCCCCAACAACCUCUGGCGCUCCUCCAGCUGCUACGAGCGUGCAGCCUGUCAGCGAAUGA